This is a messenger RNA of Ochotona princeps (American pika), 743 nucleotides long. RefSeq names its product phosphodiesterase 6G (gene PDE6G). Bases 108 to 371 code for a protein of 87 amino acids. Gene Ontology annotation, biological process: visual perception; positive regulation of epidermal growth factor receptor signaling pathway; positive regulation of G protein-coupled receptor signaling pathway. NCBI's taxonomy places the organism in Eukaryota, Metazoa, Chordata, Mammalia, Lagomorpha, Ochotonidae. The transcript is spliced from 3 exons. Gene Ontology annotation, cellular component: photoreceptor outer segment membrane. Gene Ontology annotation, molecular function: cGMP binding; 3',5'-cyclic-nucleotide phosphodiesterase activity. The record is from RefSeq and is a predicted model, not a curated record.
GGCGGGAGGAAGCAGGGCCUGACAACUCCCACCCACUCUGCCAGUCUAAGGCGAGGGGCUGCACCUAGCACAGCAGGAGUCGCCGCAGCGCCCCUAACCGCCUCACCAUGAGCCUGGAACCCCCCAAGACAGAGAUCCGGUCGGCCACCAGGGUGAUUGGGGGGCCUGUCACCCCCAGGAAGGGGCCACCUAAAUUUAAGCAGCGGCAAACCAGGCAGUUCAAGAGCAAACCACCCAAGAAAGGUGUCCAGGGCUUUGGAGAUGACAUCCCUGGGAUGGAAGGCCUCGGAACAGACAUCACGGUCAUCUGUCCCUGGGAGGCCUUCAACCACCUGGAGCUGCAUGAGCUGGCCCAAUACGGGAUCAUCUAGUGGACGCCGCCAGCCCCGCCACCCGCGCCAGCCCCACCCAUGUGUCCUGGAGAGGGGCCUCUAGCCCCAAUGGCACCAGGAUGCAAGGUGGGGCCUCUAGACACCUGUGAACCACUCCUGUCACCUCCCAUGGCCUAGCCAGGGAGACACCGGCCCACCCCCUUGGGUCUGCAGGGGGGUAGUCCAGGAGCCCCCUUCCCCACCCAGGACAAGGCAGCCACCCACCCUGGCUGGUCGCAUCUCAGAAAUAAAAUCUGAGUGUCCUGUUCAUCCCAGUGUGUGUGGGGAAGUGCGGCCCUAGCAGGAGUCCUGGGAGCUGGGCAGUGGGCACUGGGUGUUGGCCAGGCAGGGAGAAGAGCUUUGGUGGGCACC